AUGGCGCAAAAAGGGACGCGUGCUGCGAGCCAUGCAGGCAGCUGGUAUGAGGGCCGGGCAAAGGUGCUCUCAAAGCAGCUUGAUGGUUAUCUGGCAGAUGUGCCUACCACCUUGGACAGCAGCAGCUUGCCUAUUCCCGGCGCGAGGGUCGUCAUUGCACCACACGCCGGAUACAGCUACUCGGGGCCCUGCGCUGCGUGGGCGUACAAGGCGCUCGAUCUCAGCAACGUCAAGCGAGUCUUUGUGCUGGGACCGUCGCACACGUACUACCUCAAGGGAUGUGCUUUGACCCGGUAUGCAAAGUACGCCACGCCGUUUGGCGAUCUGGUGGUGGAUGAGGCCAUCACCAAGGAGCUCCGGGAUACGGGCAAGUUCUCGGACAUUCGAACGAGUGGUGGUGAGGACUGUGACGUCGAGGAGCACUCUCUCGAGAUGCACCUGCCCUACAUUUACAAGCGGUGUAGCCAGACGUUUGGGUCCGAGUCCGAGUACCCGACCAUUGUUCCGAUCCUGGUCGGCGACAACAAGGGUCCCGAAGAGAAGGCGUUUGGUGAGCUGCUGGCGCCUUACUUUCGCGACCCCGAGGCCGCCGUCGUUGUGAGCUCCGACUUCUGCCACUGGGGCCGUCGUUUCCGCUACACGCCGCACACCAAGGGCAGCCCUAUUCACGAGCACAUCAAGGAUAUCGACCACCAAGCCAUGGAUGCGAUCAAGGGCGGCCGGCACGAUGACUUUGUCGAGAACCUGGCCAAGACUGAGAAUACCGUCUGUGGCCGGCACCCCAUCGGUGUGACCAUGGCGGCCCUCGAGGUCCUGGCAAAGGAGAAGGCGGAGGAGACGGAUAAGUACCGAUUCAAGUUUGUUCAAUACCAGCGGAGUGGGCUGGUUGAGGAUAUGGGUGACUCGAGUGUCAGCUAUGCGUCGGCCUAUGCCAUCAUUUAA
Messenger RNA from Pestalotiopsis fici W106-1, 942 nucleotides. RefSeq lists its product as uncharacterized. The record is from RefSeq and is a predicted model, not a curated record. Bases 1 to 942 code for a protein of 313 amino acids. NCBI's taxonomy places the organism in Eukaryota, Fungi, Ascomycota, Sordariomycetes, Amphisphaeriales, Sporocadaceae. The transcript is spliced from 2 exons.